Messenger RNA from Sinocyclocheilus rhinocerous, 952 nucleotides. Its product is annotated as translation initiation factor IF-2, mitochondrial-like. The record is from RefSeq and is a predicted model, not a curated record. Gene Ontology annotation, molecular function: GTPase activity; GTP binding; translation initiation factor activity. Bases 185 to 952 code for a protein of 255 amino acids. NCBI's taxonomy places the organism in Eukaryota, Metazoa, Chordata, Actinopteri, Cypriniformes, Cyprinidae. Gene Ontology annotation, biological process: translational initiation. Gene Ontology annotation, cellular component: cytoplasm. The transcript has 7 exons.
UCUGCGCAAUACAUUGUGGGAUACACUGUCAUGGCGGCGCCCUUACAACAGAAAUGACAUCUGACUUUAGAUAUUAUUUGCCUAAGUUGAUUUUUUCUUCUCACCUCUGCUUUCAAAGUCUGUAUACUGAAUGAAUUCAGCGGUGGCUGUGUUGAGUGCACUUCCUCUUAUUUAAAAAUCUGCAAUGAAGCGGAUAGCAACCUUGAUUGGCAGGACUGCAGUGUCCUGUUGGCAUCAUGGGAGCCCACAUUUUCCCCCUCUACCUGCCUGGGCCCCUGGACCUCCUUACACCUGUCCGCAGAUCCGACACCUGGCUGCAAAACAGAAUAAGGGCCAAUUCAAAGGUCAGAAGAUCAACUCCAAACCAGUGAAACUAGAGAAACAACAGAAGCAGGAGGUGGAGAUCAAACAGAGGAUGACUGUGUCAGAACUCGCCAAGGCCAUGAAUAAAGACAUUGAUCAUGUCUAUGAGGCCCUGCUCAACACAGAUGUCGAUCUGGACGAGUUGGAGCCCGACACAGUGCUGGAGGAGAAAUGGAUAAAAGAAGCAGUAAAGAGAUCGGGAAUGAAACACAAAUGGGCCAAACUCGUAGAAACCAAAGUCAGAGAAAACAAAGAUAUCCAGAGACAACCUCCCCCAGAUCCCGCUCAGUUAGUUCCUCGAGCUCCAGUGGUGACCAUCAUGGGUCAUGUAGAUCAUGGGAAGACCACCCUGCUGGACAGUCUGAGGAAGAGUCAGAUCGCUGCGCAGGAGGCGGGGGGAAUCACGCAACACAUCGGAGCGUUUCGAGCUGUUUCGUCAUUGGCCCUGUCCCAAAUGGAACACUUCAUGUCUUACGGACUUAAGAACGCAAAGAACGGACUUGCGUUAUUGCGUUAUACGGAUAUUGCAAGAAGCGAGGACACAGAAGGCACCCUUAUGAGAAUUGAGAUGUGCUGCGUUCUUGCUUAA